AUGAGAGAACUUCUAAAGCUUGGAAUACUUGGAGACCUGCUGAAAGAAGUUGAGUCUGCAAAGCUAGAGGGCUACCUACGUGGGCUCACUUACCUGGACACGGCACGACGUGUGACACCCAUCUCACAACCUCCAAUAGAAAUGGAUGUCUCAAGCAGUCUCCUUACACUCUUCGCACAUGCGCAGCAGUUACAGAGAUGUCUGGAAGGAGAGCUACAGGCUUCAUCGCACAGUCACUGGAUGGAACUUGCAGUGUGCCACUUCCUACGCUCAUUGAGUGCAAUCACAUGCCAGAUGACAGCUGAGCGCGAAGAGAAAAUGGACAAGUUCAACUUCACUGUGUGUAAGAGGAUUGAUCUACAAUUUACGCACAUUUUUUUGCCCACCGUUUAUGUCCUUGUGUGCAUAAUUGGAAUUGUUGCAAACGUCUGCGGACUGAAACUGGUGUUUAAUCGAUGGAGGACACUUGGUGACAUAAAAGUUUUCAUUUUGAAUCUUGGAAUUGCCGACUUACUGUACGUCUCUACGCUUCCGUUCCUAAUCAGUUAUUACGCAGCUGACAGCACUUGGAUGUUUGGAACUGUAUUUUGCAAAAUAACACGAUUUUGCUUCAACUUAAACCUCUAUGGCAGCAUCGGGUUUUUAACCUGCAUUUGUGUUUACAGGUAUCUUGGUAUUGUCUAUCCCAUGAAAAGUAAAGGCAUUGUGAACACACGGCUCUCGGUGGCCAUAAGUGCACUUGUUUGGACUUUGGUAAUCAUUCAAAUUCUCCCUGAUAUGUUCUUUGAAAAAUCAGCGUUAAAUUCCACACGAUCCUGUUUUGAUACAACUGGCAACAACCGUAUCAAGGAUUACCUGCCGUACAGCAUCGGCUGGACUAUAACGGGAUUUGUCAUUCCUCUACUUGUCAUCCUUGUCUGCUACGGGCACGUGGCAUUCGUCCUCAUGACCAAGGCGAAUAUCAACACUCUGUUGAAGCAAAGGAGCCUUAAAUUGGUCAUAUUUUUGACUGUGUUGUUUUCUGUGUGUUUCGUUCCAUAUCACAUUUUAAGAAAUCUUAAUUUGUCUACGAGGAUUUUGAAAAUGGAGGGAAUCUGCUACAAAACUUUUGACGAUAUUUAUUUAGCCUAUCAAGUCAGCAGAGGACUCGCUUGCUUGAACAGCGCCAUCAAUCCACUCAUCUACCUGGUUGGCAACGACGAAUUUCUUAUGCGUUUUCACAGCUUAAGUAAAAGAACUCGAAGGUCAUUGGCGCAACUGAGCGAUGCUGUAAUUUACCGCAAACAAAGGGAGAUGGAUUCUACGGUAAAUACGGAGGCAGAGCCCAAUACUGUUACUCUGUUGUCACCUUGAACUUUCAGGACUUUCUUAUGUGAACAGCAGUUGAGGUUAUAUAGGUUAUUGCACUUGUUCAAUUGUUAUGCUGUAGUCUAGCCUAGCCUAUAGGCUAUA
This is a messenger RNA of Alosa alosa (allis shad), 1452 nucleotides long. Its product is annotated as P2Y purinoceptor 1-like. The record is from RefSeq and is a predicted model, not a curated record. Gene Ontology annotation, biological process: G protein-coupled receptor signaling pathway. Gene Ontology annotation, cellular component: membrane. Gene Ontology annotation, molecular function: neuropeptide receptor activity. NCBI's taxonomy places the organism in Eukaryota, Metazoa, Chordata, Actinopteri, Clupeiformes, Clupeidae. The transcript has 3 exons. The coding region runs from base 1 to 1353 and encodes 450 amino acids.